GCUUCAAAGCGGCGCCGUCAUAAAAUAAUGCCUGAUGUAGGGAUAGUGCGACACAUUUCAUUGUGAAAUUCCAUCUUGAAAAACAGGCUUUUGCGUUUGAAAGUAGUUUAUUCACCUCGUAGAAAGUGUAAUUUAUAAUAAUAGUGAUGAAUAGUGGUAGUCUUUAGAAGCAAAUUUGAUUUUCAAAUCCGUUCUGUUCGACCGAGUGAUAGAUUUCCCUGACGGACAUCUUUGUUUUGCGGCUUGUCUGUUGCUAACAUAUUCACAUUCAAAGGCAAAAAUAGGAUAUUAUCGAUUUUGUCGUAGGUACUUGCUAAAAUGGCACCUCGAAGAGGAAAACGGCAUCAGCCGAAAGGGCCGUACUAUUUCUUUAUGAUGGAAUUCAAAAAGAAGCAGGAAGCCGAAGGUUAUCAAUUCCGUGGAGGAGCCCACGAGGUUCAAUUGAAAGCAUCACCUCAUUGGAAUGCAAUGACCAAUGAAGAAAAAGAACCCUAUCAGAAAAUGGCACGGGAACAUAAGGAAUGGUUGCGGGAUAAUGGUGAAAAAUAUACUUCUCAGGGCAUACCUUUAUCUAUGGUGGAAGCUGAACAGAAAAAUAAACAGCAGAAAUCAGAAAUAAUUCGUAAUACCAUCACUGGCAUGCUAGACACUGCGGUCGCUAAUAAUGCUCUUGAAAAACAGGAAUUCUAUUUUAUCUCAUUUGCAUAUUUUUGCGUUACCUCAAGUGGAACAUACAUCCCAGCGGAAAUGGGACUGGUUCGCUAUAGUCUGAAGGAUGGUGUUAUGGACAAGCUGCACAUGUUUAUCGAUCCGGGGAAGCUUCCUCUGGGAAUGGCAUAUGAUGCCAAAGUGCACUCGGAAGGCGACCAUCAGCUACCGAUCCCACCGGACGCGAAGGGCGAGAAGGAUAACGAUGAAAUCAUUCUUAAACUGUUCAGUUUUCUUUCCCAACAGGAAAAAAUGCCUCCCCUUUUUACAGAAACCACCGAAAUUCGCAUGGUGGAAAAUAUACUGAAGGGAAUCCUGAAUCAGGGUGCGAUGGACGAGAAUACGCUGCUCGUUUGCCCCAUGUCGGAAUUGUUCUUUCACUUGAAACGCGCAACCGAAAGUUUUGGAAUGGACAUUAAAACGUUUCCAUCGGUCCACAUUGCGCAGGCCAUCAUACAAAAAGACGUCUACGAGUACACGAAGGAUAUCUCGUGCGAGUGGCACGAAGAUCACGGAAACGGAAAGUAUUGUCCCCUGUCAAAAUGCAUCCGCUGGGCGUUCAUCAUUUCCGAUAGCUGCUGUUUGGAUUUGAGUAUCGAAAUGAAACCGGGCCGUCAUUUGCCUAUGAAUGCAGAUACGGCCCUGUGCUCUUCGACCCUGGGAGACACCAGUUCCUACAUCAGCGCCCAGUUUGACAAUUGCUCGUUCGUGUCGACUUCUGAGGUCACCCAUGUAACGAAUCCGAAGAUGCAAAAACUGGCAAAGGGUCACUACGAUGCAUUUGACUCACGGGUACCACCGAAGCCGGGAUCGUCGGUAUCGUCCGGUUACCACGCGUACGAUCGAAGACCAAAGGCACCGAAAACGAUCACAUUUAGAAGCUAUCCGCGAGUGGGACCUAGUGCCAACUGGAAUGUGUCACCAAAUUGGGCUCUCGGUCAAAUAGAACAUUUCACUAAUUGGAAUUUCAAUCAAGGUCCACUGCUCAAACAGGAAACAUGGAAAAAUACUAACUUCCGCAAAGUUUUCUAUGGUUGUCCGUAUGACACAUUUGGGCGUGCUGGACAGUUUUUAAAACGGGAACCCGCCUGGAAUGUUGUACAACAGCAACCUAACAUAUGGCAGUACAAACCAUUUGAUCAAUAUAUUAAGCAGGAAGGUUUUGUGCAUUGGCCCUUUCAUCAUACGAAUGGUACGACAUACCAAACGUUCGGCAACCUCGGAUAUACGGGACGAACGUAUAUAAAUUGAUAAUUUUGAACUAGAAUAAUUGAGAAUUGGAUUCGAACACUGCCAGAAUUUUAUUCAAGAAUAAUUUGUGCACCGAAACUAUGAAUAUGCUAGUAAACAUUAGCGUUCAAAAGUAUUUUAUUGAUAAUUUCAAGAUCAUCGUAAAGCUUUGGUUUCCAAGAAACUAAUUUGAAUCAUCAUGUUUGGAGCGUUUUAUCUCGUUCGUUACAUUCGACAAAUCUAUCAAGAACUUCCGAUUAGUCGAACCGAAAUUUAUUGUAUAUAUUUAUGACUUCAAUAAAAACUUGAAUUAUUUUUGUUACACGUUCGCCAUUGAUCAACAUCGCAAUCCCUUGAAAAGUUUUUUCAAUACACGAAUCUAUUCGUUCUUUAAACCAGGAGCCGCAUUAGGAAAAAAAUGUCGCAUAAUGGUAUCCCUGGUCAGCUCAGAGUCAUUGAUUUCGACCUCAAUGCAAAACAAGGCAUUCUCCACGCUGCAUUCCGUUGUGAAACGUGAUCCUCUGCUUCGAAGUGAUUUUACAGCGAAUGCCUACCGUAUAGGACUAUUAUUGCUUGGUCUCUUCAUUGAAUGAAAUGAACUCUGGUUUUAAUCUUUUCUCCUUCGAUUGAUUCACUCCAGAACGAGAAAAAUCUUUCUUUCCCGAGAAACACACAAACACCAGUGCAGUUCUAAAAACAUAAAUGGCAAGAUAAUCCUUGAACGGUCUUAGUCGUCUGUCACGACGCCAUCUUGAUGAGAUCAAAAUCGGAACUUUUCAAAUCAGCUGAUUGCAACGUAAAUAAGCAAUUAAUAUUGCAAUCUUUUCACGGUUUACCUUGUAUAUUGCACUAAAGUUUGUCGUUUGCGCUUGAUGCCAAACCUAAUGUAGCGUUUACACUUCUGCUGGCUGCCAGCAUGCUGGUGUCAGUGUACUGCCCUCUUAGGAAAAAAACGUUCAACGGUGGUCAUUCGUUGGUCCAAUACGUUCAAUCAUUGGACCACCGUUGAACAUCGUCAAUUCCGGCACCAGAUUUUUUCGAUUUGUUUAUUCGUAUUUUCUCGGACGUAUACGUGUCACGCAUUGAUUUAAUUUUUUUGGUGACUUCUUCAGUGGAAUCAAAGUUCAUUUCUAGCAUAAUAUCUUUGUAUGCUCUUUGGCAUUGCCAAAAUCUUCACUCCAAUUAUUUACCGAUAAUAACUAAAGUUAUCAUCUUUGAAUCUGCACUGAAGAAAUUACCGAAAAAAGCAGGAAUAUUCCGCAAUAAUCGAAAGAGAAAGUAAACAAAGAGAAUCUCUCAUUGUUACAUUCGUCGUUUUGAACAUUUCAUACAGAAAUAUCCAAUUAUUCACAUGCUCUGGUAUAUUACUUUUCAGAGUAUCCAAUAAUUCGGUACCUUUUCAUUCCGGACAAGAUAGAUAUCCUAAACCAAAUUUUUUUUUCUGUUAAAAAACGUUCUAGGUAAUGUUAUGCAGUUUCAAAUAUUAUUAAUUAUCAAUACCAAGACCUGAAUUGUUGAAAAUCCCUAAAAAAAGCAGUUAAAAUUUCUCUUAUGAAACGCGUGCAAUAUUUGGUGAUCACUCACGGGUGGUAAAAAAGCUCUGGUUCUAGGGAAGACAUAGCUUGCAUCCGUUUGCCAUCCUGCUGGCAUCCAAAGUGGCCAGAACCGCAUGCGAAAAUGUGUGUUCUUCAUAUGCAUUAAAUCGACAGCCCGGGCAAGAUCCCAUGUAUAAUUAUUUUGUCGUUUAUAGAAGUCAGAGUUAUGUCAGAUCAAUGCAGAUGAACUUACUUUUGUUUUAGCACAUAUUCAUGAAGUGCAGUUCGAUUUGGUGUGAACUGUACAAUACAGUAGAAAAUUUCUUAUUGUAUCUGGCAUCGAUAUUAA
Messenger RNA from Malaya genurostris, 3822 nucleotides. Its product is annotated as protein maelstrom homolog. Gene Ontology annotation, biological process: spermatogenesis; negative regulation of DNA-templated transcription; male meiotic nuclear division. Lineage: Eukaryota; Metazoa; Arthropoda; Insecta; Diptera; Culicidae. The record is from RefSeq and is a predicted model, not a curated record. The transcript has 4 exons. Gene Ontology annotation, molecular function: sequence-specific DNA binding. The coding region runs from base 319 to 1959 and encodes 546 amino acids. Gene Ontology annotation, cellular component: P granule; nucleus.